Molecule: messenger RNA, 3440 nt
Organism: Larimichthys crocea (large yellow croaker)
Lineage: Eukaryota; Metazoa; Chordata; Actinopteri; Sciaenidae
Gene: ncapg
Product: non-SMC condensin I complex, subunit G
Exons: 22
Coding region: 122-3175 (1017 amino acids)
Biological process (GO): mitotic chromosome condensation
Cellular component (GO): cytoplasm; condensin complex; condensed chromosome
Source: RefSeq, a predicted model, not a curated record
ACCCACGCACUUACGUCAUUACGUCAUCACGUAUGAGUACACGUUCACGAUCUCGCGACUGUCCGCGAGAGUGGAAUUUAAAAACAGGCGGCAGUUGGAGAAGAAAACAGGAAACGGAAAGAUGACCGCGGACACCGAGCUCGACAUUAAAGAGGCGUUUCAGCGCGCUCAGAAAGGCCACAACAACAAGGCGAAGCUGGUGGCGAGCCUGAAGAGCCGCUACAGCAAACUCGAGGACAAGACACUGUUCCACGAGGAGUUCGUCCAUUACCUGAAGUACGCCAUGAUUGUCUACAAGCGCGAACCUGUGGUUGAAAAUGUCAUCGAGUUUGUUGCGAGGUUCGCCACGAGUUUCCAAUCUCCACCUAAAACGGAGGAGGAGCAGCAGCAGGAGAAUGAAGACGAAGAAGAAGAAGAAGAAGAGGAUGAGGAUGAUCAUCCAUUUCUGAGUUUCAUCUUUAACUUCCUGUUGGAGUCUCAUAAAGCCAGUAGCCAUGCGGUGCGUUUCCGUGUGUGCCAGCUGAUCAACAAGUUGCUUGGCAGUAUGGCGGAGAAUGCCCAGAUAGAUGACGACCUGUUCGAUCGCAUCCACCAAGCCAUGCUGGUCCGUGUCACUGACAAGUUCCCCAAUGUGAGGAUUCAGGCUGCUUUGGCCAUGACGCGCCUGCAGCAGCCAAAAGAUGCCGACUGUCCAACCAUCAACGCUUACCUGUUGAUUCUGGAAAAUGAUACCAAUGCUGAGGUGCGACGUGCCGUCCUUUCCUGCAUUGCGAUGUCACCUCGCACCCUCCCCAAAGUCCUCAAACGCACCCGAGACAUCAAAGAGAACGUCCGCAAACUAGCCUACCAGGUUCUGGCUGACAAGGUUCACAUUAAAGCUAUGACCAUCGCACAGAGAGUUAGUCUACUGCAGCAGGGUCUCCAUGACUCCUCAGAAGCGGUGAGGGAGGUGGUUUGCUCUCGUCUUCUGCCGGCCUGGCUGCUCCGGCUGGACGGUAACGUCAUCGAGAUGCUCCACAGGCUGGAUGUGGAGAACUGCGCUCCAACAGCUCUGGACACACUGAAAGCCGUCUUCAAAGGCAUGCCGACUGAAGAACUGCUGCAGAACAGACUGCAGCUUGACAACAGGAAACUGAUCCUGGAGGACUCUCUGUCCUGUGAGAAUGUGCUUUACUGGAGAGCUCUGUGUGAGUUCAUCAAAGCUAAAGGAGACGAUGGUGAUGAAAUGUUGGAGCAAGUGUUACCGGACGCUGCCACCUAUGCAGACUACCUCUACGGAUAUCUGAAGGCGGUGCCUGUGCUGUCAGAGGAGCAGAGGGCCAACUUCAACCAGCUGGAGCUGGUCAUGACCAAGGAGUUCAUCUCCCAGCAGCUCAUCCAUCUCAUCGGAUGUCUGGACACCGAUGAGGAGGGCGGCAGGAAGCGCGUGUUGGCGGUCCUCCAGGAGAUGUUGGCUCUUCCACAGACUCCCUCCUCCCUGGUCUCCCUUCUCACUGAGAAACUCAUCGCCCUCAUUCCUGACGACCACAGACGCAUUCAGACUGUGGCAGAAAUCAUAUCAGAUGUGAGGGAGCCCAUCACGGAGGCCAGUCAGCCGGUGAAUGAGAAUGAGAGCCGUCGGCAGCAGGUCCAGCUAGCAGAGGUGAAGGUGCGUAUCUUGGAGGCCAAACAAACCCUGGAGGACUUUAUCACCGCCCAGGAGUUCAGCCGCGCCGCAGAGCUGAAGGACACCAUCACGGAGCUCGAGAACCGCAGGAACGCCAUCCUCCAGGAGAUCGCAGCGAGCAGCCAGCCGGUCGAUAAGGAGGUCCACGGCGAAAAGAAUGAUCCAGAGACUCUCCUGCGGUGUCUAACGAUGUGUGCAGAGCUGCUGAAGCAGAUGAGCAUCAAGACACGGAUUGGUCCAACUAUAAGCGCCUUAAUGUCCUCACUGAUCCUGCCCAGCAUAGCGAACGCUCACCCUGCUGUCCGUAACAUGGCCGUGGUGGGUUUGGGAACAUGCACUCUGCACAGCAAGGAGCUGGCCAAAACUCACAUGGUCCUGCUGCUACAGAUCGCUCAGCUGGAUGAGGUAAAGAUCCGUAUCAGUGCUCUGCGGGCCAUCAUCGACCUGCUGCUGCUGUUCGGCUUCCAGCUGCUCUCCGAAGCAGCUGCCAAUCAGACAGCGCCGUCCUCCCAAUCGCCAGACAGACAGGACGAGGACGCAGCAGGGGCCGAGGAGAAAGGAGACGUCCCUGAGGACACUGCACAGAGUAUACUUGUGAUGCUUUCAGAGUUCCUGGACAGUGAGGUGUCUGACCUGCGCACAGAGACAGCAGAGGGUCUGGCUAAACUAAUGUACACCGGCCGAAUCUCCAGCGCUAAGAUGUUCUCCCGUCUGGUGCUGCUGUGGUACAACCCCGUCACUGAGGACGACACCCGACUGCGGCACUGCCUCGGCGUCUUCUUCCAGCUCUACGCCCGAGAGAGCAGGGCUCACCAGGAGGUCGUGGAGGAGAGUUUCCUGCUGACUGUCCGGACUCUAAUGAAUGCCCCGGCCACCUCUCCACUGGCUGAGGUGGAUAUUAACAACGUGGUGGAGCUACUUGUGGAGCUCACGCGUCCAAGUGCGCUCAUUAAACCCUCGACUAACACCGAGGAGGUGUGCGUGCACGACUACAUCGCGGUGCGUAUGUGCGGGGAGAUGCUGAAGGACCCCACAGCCCCCGAGGUGCGUCUCUAUGCCAAGACUCUGAGCAACCUGGAGCUGAGCAGAGACGAGACCGUCAAGAAAGACCUGCUGACGCUGCUGCAGCAGCUCGCACAGGUGGUGAAGGAUCGUGUCUGUCUCCGCGCUCUGGAAAAGAUGAUCGAUCAGCUGGUCGACUCAAGGGAACAGGCCGAGCUCCUCAGUGCCAGCGCGCUACAACCGUUGGACGUCAACGCAGAUGAGGCUGCAACAGACGAUCCAUCUAAAUCUGCCAAGCGAGCCAAAAGAGGUCAGAGGAAAGUCUGCGCAGCCAAAGGAGGUAGAAAGUCGAGCAGGAGGGCAGAGUCAUCCGAGGAGAGCGACGGAGAAAAUGUUCCAGAGUCGGUUCCAGUGGUGCGUCCUUCACGGAGGGCCAAGACUGCAGCUCUGGAGAAGACGAAGCUGGACCUCAACACUCUGAUCAACCAGGAGGCCAAUGUGUCAUAGAAGUCAGGCUACGAGCAGCUCGUGUAAAAAUUAAAUGAGCUUUGUAACUAGUGUCUAAGUACUCUUUUAAUGAAAUUCACACGUAUGGAAAUAUUUACUUUUCUUUAGUACCACUGACGUCAGCACAUGUAACCAAACCUGCAGUGUCUUUGACUUAAAGUCCUGAAAAUGUUUCACGUCUUUGUGUGUUGUCAUAAUUCUACUUUUUUUUUGUCUGUAUGUUUUCAACUUUGAGUCAUUUUAACCAUUAAAGUGAAAUAUAUGU